Messenger RNA from Chenopodium quinoa (quinoa), 1302 nucleotides. RefSeq lists its product as uncharacterized. Bases 209 to 1096 code for a protein of 295 amino acids. The transcript is spliced from 9 exons. Lineage: Eukaryota; Viridiplantae; Streptophyta; Magnoliopsida; Caryophyllales; Amaranthaceae. The record is from RefSeq and is a predicted model, not a curated record.
AUAGGAGGGAACAAAAAUUUAUAUCAUGAAACUUUUCUUACGUUUAACGGCUAAACCCCCAUUUUUCCUAUUUCUCUGAUUUUCUCUAUUUAAACCCCUUAUUUUCAAGGCAUUCAAUUUCUGCUUUCCUUCUUUUAUUAUCUCUAAAUUCUCUCUCUUCUUCCUUGCUUUUUCAUUGCCGACAUUUCAGAUCUGAUUUUUGUUAAAAAUGGAAUUCGAAUUAGAGCACAGAAACCAGCCUGCCAAAUAUGACUGCCUUUUAUUUGAUCUUGAUGAUACCCUCUAUCCCCUAAGUUCUGGGAUUGCUGGUCAUUGUUCCAAAAAUAUCCAAGAUUACAUGAUGCAUCAGCUUGGAAUAGAAGAGAGUAAAGUUCCUGACAUGUGCUAUGUUCUGUACAAGUAUUAUGGAACUACAAUGGCUGGUCUUAGGGCAGUCGGAUAUAACUUUGACUAUGAUCACUACCACAGUUUGGUUCAUGGGAAGUUACCUUAUGAUCUGCUGAAACCUGAUCCAGUUUUGAGGAAUCUAUUACUCAGUCUCCCUAUUCGCAAACUGAUUCUCACUAAUUCUGAUGAGCGUCAUGCUGCGGAGGUUCUACGUAGGCUAGGUUUAGAGGAUUGUUUCGAAAAGAUUAUCUGUUUUGAGACACUUAAUCCUACUGACAAGGGUAAAGUGCCUGUGGCUUUAAGUGCAGUUGAAGAGAAUUCUCCUGUUGUUGGAGAUUCAGACUUGCAGAGUUCGGUAUCCAACCCUGAAAUUUUCGACAUCUUAGAAUAUCAGCCUAGUUCUGGUGUAACUCUUCCACCAACACCAGUUGUCUGUAAGCCCUUUGAAACAGCAUUUGAACAAUCCUUUAAGAUAGCAGAAAUUGACCCUCAAAGAACAUUGUUCUUUGAUGACAGUGUUCGCAAUAUUAGUGCUGGUAAAAAUUUGGGUCUUCAUACUGUUUUGGUUGGAAAAUCUGAAAAAUCUGUAGGAGCAGAUUAUGCCUUAGAAAGUAUACACAACAUCAAAGAGGCAUUCCCAGAGCUGUUAGUAGCUGAAGAUAGAUUGGAGAAUGUUAGUUACCCACAGAAGAUUGCUGUGGAGGCUUAAUUUAACUUUUAGAAUCAAAGAUAAACUAGAUUAUCUCCCUUCUUUCUGAUUUUACUAACUGCAAUGUCUUAUUGUAUAACUAAAAGAAUAUAAUUAUGCGGAGGUAGAGUAGCCUUUGAAUUUGGUGUCAAUAUAAACCUACUAUUGCCUUUUGGCUCAAUGUAUUACUUGUUAUUAGAAUGAAAGUUCUCUCAUAUUGUAUCUCA